Molecule: messenger RNA, 1323 nt
Organism: Patiria miniata (bat star)
Lineage: Eukaryota; Metazoa; Echinodermata; Asteroidea; Valvatida; Asterinidae
Product: transmembrane protein 14C-like
Exons: 4
Coding region: 111-413 (100 amino acids)
Biological process (GO): regulation of heme biosynthetic process
Cellular component (GO): mitochondrial membrane
Source: RefSeq, a predicted model, not a curated record
UAGCUACUGUACGUACGUACGUGCGAUCGAGAUCAAGAUCCUACCACUACCACUACCAGCACUUGUGUAAAGUGUUCGCGUUUUGCAGCCUAUAAACAUUCCUGUCCAAAAUGACGGAUAUCAUUGGGUUUGGAUAUGCAGCCUUUGUUGCUUUGGGAGGCGUUAUCGGCUUUGUUAAGGCUGGUAGCACCAUAUCGUUGCUGAUGGGCCUCACCAUGGGUGGAAUGGCAGCUUACGGUGCCUCCUUGACAUCCAGAAAUGCUAACAACUGCCUUGUACUCUUUGGUGCCUCAGCCAUUCUACUGGUUGUCAUGGGGAUGCGUUUUAUGAACAGUGGAAAAUUUAUGCCUGCUGGCUUGCUGUCUGCAAUCAGUUUGUUCAUGGUGUUGCGUUACGGCAUCAGACUGCUGUAGCCUCCAUUGGCAGCUAGUCUUCACCUCAAGAACCACCUUGGCACUAGUCUCCAUCUCAAGGAGCACCUUGUUCUGUUUGAUGGCAUCCAAGAACUGUGAUUCAGAACUCACAUUCAUGUAGAAUGGACAUUUUUUGUACUGACAUUUGCAAUUAAUUGAAGAAUUACUGAAAUUAAAUUUCAUAAAUUGCUUUCUUUGCUUUGUCAUAAGGCAUAUAUUUACACAGCUGCUAGUAUGUUUCAAGUUUUAACAAAGUUAAUACUUUUUAAUGUGUUUCUCACGUCAUUUGUUGGGGUUUCUAUCUACAGAUGAUAACAGGAAUCAUAAGUGGCUCUUGCUAGAUGGUUAAUUUGAGGGACGAUCACUGCCUACAUGUAUGGUGUUGUAGACAGUAGUAGAACAAGAGGGGGGAGGGGCAACCCCCGUUCAGCCACUGACUAAUGUUAUAAUCCUAGUAAACUGGAGCCAGAAUAAUAAAUGGAAUGCAAAAGUUACUAACUUUAUUCUUAAAUUGCCGCAUCAUAAAAUUCAAAAUUUUUCGGAGGGAAAGCCCCUGGACCCCAUAGCCUUUGACACGCCUUCAAGUUCAACCCCCCCCCCCUUCCAGUUCCUGAAAGUUUGCUUCGACCCUGGUAGAUAAACUUCAAAUCCAAUAUCACACUAAUAACUAGGGAAAAUGUGAACACGUAACAAUGUAUUGAAGAUUUUAGAAGUACUGUUGUAGUACUUUUGAUAAAAGUUUCGUUCAAGCCAGACUGAAAUCGUGGUUUCCUUACUCUUACAUUGAGAGAUUAAGUUUUAAUUCAAUGACUGGUCAUUAUCUGAAGAUGUAAAUAUUCAAGGGUCAACCAUUCAAAUCAGCUUGCUUAAAAUUAAAAAAAUAUAAUUAAAACUUUGUAUUUGAAGAAAA